Molecule: messenger RNA, 1427 nt
Organism: Onthophagus taurus
Lineage: Eukaryota; Metazoa; Arthropoda; Insecta; Coleoptera; Scarabaeidae
Product: choline/ethanolamine transporter flvcr2b-like
Biological process (GO): transmembrane transport; heme export
Cellular component (GO): membrane
Molecular function (GO): heme transmembrane transporter activity; heme binding
Source: RefSeq, a predicted model, not a curated record
AUCACAUAAUGAUUGGGGAAAAUAACGUUACUUUGGAAGCUUUAGAACCAUUGAGAAGCGAAGAAAAACCAACACAACAAAAUUCAGAAGUGAAAUUAUACAAAAUCCGAUGGGUUGUGCUAACUUUAUUCUUCUUAUACGGUUGUUCAAGUGCUGUACAAUGGGUUCAAUACAGCAUCAUCACCAACAUCAUAAUGCGAUAUUAUAGCGUUACUUCAGUUGCUGUGGAUUGGACUUCAAUGAUUGCAAUGAUAACUUAUCCUCCAUUAAUGAUCCCAGGGUUUUAUUUCGUCGAUAAAAUGGGGUUAAGGUUUUCUGCUUUAUCGGGAGUAAUCGGAACAGCAAUUGGAACUUGGAUUAAAGUAUUUUCGGUAUCUCCGGACCGUUUUUGGGUAACCUUUUUGGGACAAACCGUCGUUUUCGUCUCGCAAAUCUUCAUUUUGAGUAUGCCCCCUAAAAUUGCUGCGGUUUGGUUCGGGCCUAACGAAGUUUCAACCGCCACAUCAAUCGGAGUGAUCGGACAACAACUCGGGAAUGCAAUCGGAUUUAUUUUACCGCCAAUGAUUGUUAAAAAUCACGAUAAUUUGGAUGAUAUCGGACGGGAAUUGUCGUAUAUGUUUUAUGGGGUUGCCGCUUAUACUACGCCAAUCGUUAUUUUGGUUUAUUUUUUUUGUAAGUCGCAACCGGAUCAUCCACCGAGUCAAGCUCAAGCUUAUCAGAGAUUAAAUGCGACGGAGUUUACUCAAAAGCAAUAUUGGCGGAGCUACAAACAGUUAUUGUCGAAUAAAGCGUUUUGGUUGUUGAUGGUUUCAUACGGAAUGAAUAUUGGAGUGUAUGCUGGGAUUUGCACUUUACUAAAUCAAUUUAUUUUAUCAUAUUUUAAAAACGCCGAAGAAGACGCAGGAAGAAUGGGCCUCCUUUUAGUAGUUUUCGGAAUUUUCGGCUCCCUCAUUUUCGGAAUAAUUCUCGAUCGUACCAAAAAAUUCAAAGAAACCACCCUCGGGUUGUACACAAUGACCGUUUUGGGGGUUUUAUCGUUCAGCUUCGCUUUGGAGACACGCUCAAAAGCUGUGGUUUACGCGAGCGUCGCAUUUCUUGGAUUCUUCCAAAACGCUUAUUACCCUGCCGGAUUCGAAUUUGCCGCCGAAUUAACGUACCCUCAACCGGAAAGUACCAGCUCAGGUUUAAUCAUUUCAAUGUCGCAGGUUUUCGGGGUUAUUUUCACUUUGGCUUUGGGGGUUUUAUUAAAAGAAUUUGGAACGUUUUGGGCGUUGUGUCUAAUGGUUUUUUUCUUGUUUAUUGGGUGUUGUGUCACGGUGAUUAUCCCAAACGAUCUAAGGAGGCAAAAAGUUGACCAAAAACAUUAAUUUUAAUUUUAACCUAAUCUUUAUUGCUUUUUUGGUAUAAAAUACAAUUAAUAUAUUAAA